AUGUACAGCAUCCAGAACAUAGUUGAAUCGAUGGGCACCCUUUUCUUCGGGCAGUGGAAUUCGCCAUGCCCUUCCCCGACUUGCAACACUCCAACCAAGGACGCAUUUCGAAGUGUGCUCCUGGAGCAGAAGCCGGACAUCGUGGUGACUGUGUACCACAUGGACCUCCUUCCCAUUCUCGAGGUGGCGAAGGAUGUGGGCAACCUCCCGGUCCUGCACAUCGCUACAGACAUGGAUCUGAAAAUGCGCGAGCUCAAAGCUUUCGCUGCCAAAGAUAUGUUGCGACCCCACUCCUGCCUCAGCCGUGAUGCCGCCAGGAUUGACGAAUCUGAUGUAGUGAGCUCCGGGGCCAUGGUGGACUCUCCACGUACUCCGCCUCCGGUCUCCCGGAAGGGCAGCCGCGAGUCGACUGUGUACGGACGGUCGCGGGUGCCCAGCGAUGCGAUGGAUCUGGAGGAUCGCUCCCCCAGAAGGGCCUGGUUUCAGGAGGAUGGCCGAUCCCCGAAGAAGAGCAGCGGUGACGGCGCCACCCGCCGACUGGGUGCGACUUUAAUGCCCAUCCGUGCUGGUGCUGACGGCGGCCUGGAAGUGCUUUGCGCGCAAAAUACAGUUCUCAACUACCUGAAGUCAGAACCGGGCAAACAUGUGCUCGUAGACUUUCCUGGGGAGUUUCGCUUGCUGGGGGCCCUCUACAAGCCUGCAGUGGAUGUGACCCCUUUGGACACUGCGAUCCGCGGUCUUACCAGCGCGGGAUUGCGGAAUGCACAGCGCUACAUCCGCUCUUACGUGGCAGAGAGGGAGGAGUUAGGCUUCGCAGCGAUGCGUGCUAUGCUCUUCGAUGUCACCUUGCAGGCCGGUGGGGCGCACAAGACGUUUCACUUCGUGUGUUCAAUGAGCCGCACGGCCUCCGAGCGCCUGGUGAAUCUGCUGAACCAGUUUCUGGAAGCUCAGCAGGACUGCUGCGACUCCAAAGGCGACAAGCUCUUCGAGAUUCCUGAAGCUUUGCGAGCACAGCUCUGUCCCAUGUUCCACAAAGUGUCAUGGUGGCGAAUCGAUGAGCUACUGAAUCAGUCCGAGCUCGACUUCGUAAAUGAAUACCAGCGAGUCGGACUGCAAGCACACGGGCGGGCAGCGCGUCCUUCUGGAAAUGCACACCUGGACAUGCUCCGGCGUCUUCAGAAGUUCACUGCUGACCAAGUGUUCCAGCAGUGUAUCCUGAGAGAGCAAGCCCUGCUCUGCGUGCCGAAGAACUGCUGGAGUGAGCUCGAGUGCGGGGAGCUGGAACCCUGCAUCCAAGGAUGCGAUGGUUUGAACAUCCUGUCCUACAAUUUGAACAUCCUUCCCUUUGGCGUGGCGUCGCUGCGAGGCCACGAGAGCCUUCACAGCAGCGCCCGGCUGCAGCUGUUCCUGGCGGCUGUGAAGGGCGAGCUCGAGGCAGAGGCUGGCCCACGCGAAGUCGGCAAGGAUCGUGUCCGAGCGCCGGACGUGAUUGCUGUGCAGGAGCUGUUCGCCUCACCAUUUGUGCCGUGCUUCUGUGCACAGUCCGCUGCCGUGAGCACGAUGGCAUCGUUGGGCUAUCAUGCUGUCAUUGGGCCCAAGCCAUCCGUGAUGGACUUGCUUCGGCGAGGAAAGUGGACCGACAGCGGAUUGGUCAUCUUCAGCCGGCUGCCAGUUGCGGAGACGCGAUCAAUUCGCUUCGCGUCGGGGGCUGCUUUGGAUGCCGGUGCCUGCAAAGGUGCCAUGUGGGCGCGGGUGGAACUGGCGUCAGGACGAUAUUUGGAUGUGUUCAACUGCCACCUCCAAGCCUCACACACGGGUGCGGAUGGUGAGGUCUUCGAUCGGAUCCGCCGGUCGCAAUUAAAGGAGCUUCGAGAAUUCAUUGAGCUCGCCGGCACGGAACAUCCCUAUGUCCUCACUGGUGAUUUCAACGUCGACGCAAUCCCGGAACCCUCGGACCCCAUGGGUACGUAUGGGAUACCCUUCCGCCCGCCACGCCAGGAGUCGGAGGACUACCAACGCCUCCUCCAUGCCCUGGACCCACGCGGACGGCUGGUGGAUCUCCUCUGUGGGCCUACGCCUCAAGACCCCCUCGGGAAGGAGUCACCGUCAGGCCGGCGCCAUCCUUGCACGCGACCACCGCGUUUGCGGAUGCCCUCCUCUGCAGGCUAUGUGGCGCGACAUAAGUACCCGCAGCGGCUGGAUUACGUCUUCUAUCGACCUACGCUCACCUCACUGGUGGAGCAUGCUCACUCGGAUGUCGAGCCCUUUGAAGUGAGUGGUCAGCCAUUUGAAUACCUGAGCGAUCACUUUGGCAUUCGAGCUCACUUUCGAUUCCGCUGCAGCUUCGCGUGGGCGCGCGACCCCCCCAAGUGUAAACCAAAUGAGCCGUCGCUCCUGCGGAAGGCAGUGGAUGCCCUAUGGAAGCGAUGGUUCGAAGGAUCGCUGCUGCUUGGUCUUUUGCCGGCAGCUUAUCUUCAACUGCGGAAGGCAGAGCUCCUGCAAGACGUCCUCCAACGGCCGUUCAGCAGACUUGGUGUCCCUCUCGCGCUCCAGCCUACUCUACUGCAGUACGGCUUCCCUCUGGCCUGCGCUGGCGGCUGUGGGCUGCUCCUGCUGUUUCGGCGACGCUUGCGCGAGGAGGAGCGGCCUCCUUUGGAGCGCACGCUUUCCAUGACCGCAGAGUUGGCCUCGUCAGCUUUCCGACGACGGUUGCAGGCCCAGUCAGAACGGCCAGCCAAGACCAUUGCCUCCAGCCCCUACGACAGCUUCAACGGAUCCGUGGAGUCCUACCGGCUACGGCCCUGCAUUGGGCGACGGCCUCUGAACUCGGAUGGUAGUUUGGGAGAGUACACCUGGCUGAGCUAUGGUGAUGCACAGUUCGAAGUCCUGCGGAUCUCCUCAGGCCUUCACCGGAAGUUCGGACUCAAGCGCAACGCGCAGGUGGGCCUCUUAGGCGAUGCCUCGGCAGACUGGCUCCUCUGUGACUUGGCUUUGAUGCGCCUGGGCGCCAACACCGUCUGCCUCGCAGCGCCUGCUUCAAAUCCGACCUUGAGCACGACGGCUCCGGUACCCAGCAGCGUGCAAGACCUCGAGCUCCUCCUGUGCUCCUCGGAUUGGGUGGAGUACUUCGUGGCUUCCAGGCGAAGCGAGGAACUGCCCCGCUGUCCCAUUGUCACGUUCACGCCACUCACACCUCGCCUGGCGGCUAUGGCCCAGCACCGGAACUUGAAUGUCUGGGACCUACCCUUCAUCGCCAACUUUGGCGAAGUCGCCGGCUGGGUGCCCUACGUAGGUGUCGGGGGCUUCGAUGUCAUGACGACCAUGUACCGUUCGAGGUCAGGAACGAAGAGUGAGCUGGCUGGAGUUUCGGUGAGCUUGAGGGGCUUGGCUAUGUGUGCUCAUCAGAUCCGCCAAGCACUGGGCCUUCGCAACGACGACCGGCACUUCAGCUACAUCUGGCCGGCCUUUACUGCGGAGCGAGUGGUGCUCCAUGCCGUGCUGGCUGCUGGGGGUGCCGUGGGCUUCUUUGGGGGAGUUCGCUCUCCGCGGAUCUUCGAGGACAUCCGACGACUGCAGCCGACCUUCCUCUUGGGUACAGCCAGUCUCUUCAGGAGGCAGAUCACCCGGCUGCAGACGAAGCACGUCGGCAUGCUUGGAAAUUUGAGCUACCAACUGCAGCGCUGGGCGCUCAGCCGCUGUCGGGUGGACUCCGAGCUUCCGGACAUGGAAGGCCAGCUCACGGGCAGCGACCUGCCGAGUGCGAGUUUUAUGCAGAUGGUGGCGAAGUGGUGUCUGACGAAGCCCCUCAGCCACUGGCUGAACAAGCCCUUUGUCAUCCCUCGCCACGUGCUGCUGGGCUCCAAGACGAGGCUCCGCUUCGUGCUGGCGCUAUGUGGUGCUGGCACCACAGCCUUGCCGCCGGACCGCUGUCUUUGGAUGAGGCUACUUCUUGGCUGCCCCGUGCUGAAGAGCUUCGUCUCGGUGGAGGCUGGUGGCAUGGUCACCUUGGGUGAGGCUCCCUACUACGGGGACACCUUCCAGGCCUUUUCCGUCGGGCGAGAACUGCCAGGGGUGGAGAUUGAGAUGCUGAAGCUCAACCUCCCGGAGGAUUUUCCUCCGCUCAGCGUGCUCGGUUCUCAUGAGGCAAACAUCGAGCUGGGCACUUUGAAAGUCAAGGGCCUUGCCACAGAGGAGGCCAAAGUGGGCAUUGUGGUUGGCCGGCGCGAUCAAGACCUGUUUGUCUAUGGUCGCCUAGUGUCCCUGCAGGAGUCUUCCCUGAAGCGGGGUGCUCUCUGCGAGGCGUUGGAGCAGCUCCUGCUCCAGGUCACUGGCCCUUGGCUGAUGCAACUCCUUUUGGUGGCGAAGCCACAGGGAGUUGUCGGCGUGGCUGCCGUGCGCCUUGAGGAGGUUUGGAGGCUGGCGAGAUUCUGGAGCAUCGACCGGGCUUCGAGCAGUGAGGACCUCUGCAGAGACCAGCGUGUCAUCAGUGUUUGCCUCCGUGAGCUCCACAAGCACGCCGCAAAGUUCGGCUUUUCUGAUGCGGAGAUGCCCCGCGCCUUGCGCCUUCAGGCCACGCCCUUCUCGUUGGAGGCGGGUCUCCAGACGCCGACCUUCCAACUGCGGCGCGAUCAGCUCCUUCCGCGCGUCUCGCAUGUCAUCGAGGAGCUCUAUGAUAGCUUGGAUGGCUCUCCGGAGUCGCAGAAGGACUUCAUCGUCGAGCGCAAGAAGAGGGGCAGCUUCUUCAGCAAGAAGAAGCAGCUUGGCUGGAUCUACAAGCCUUGUCGUUUCCAACGCUGGAGUGGCUUUGAAGGCAGUGUCAGCGACGAGGCGGCGGAGUUACCAGCUUUUUCCGAGCUUCCCGAUUCGGCGGUCACCAGUUUUCAGCGACCGUCAGCCCGCUAUUUAUCCUCGCUUCAAACUGGCUAUGCCUUUCCCGCAGGGGGCUUCGCAGCAAACGGCGCUGCCUCUCCGGCACGACAGGACGUUCCUUUCUGGCUAUCCAGUCCGACAGCCAUUCCUAGUGCCACAGGGAAAGCUGAUCAGAGUGCAGAGAACAUUGGGCAGGAGGAGAUUCGCAUCUUCAAAUCUCGGUCCUCGGAUGCCGAGCACAUCCGCAUUGAGCGGGCAAAGAUCGCGCCGCCUGACACCAAGGCAUGUCUACAUGCAGCUUUGGCUUUGGCGUGGGAGGCUAUGUUUGGAAUUAUGGCCGUGUUGCGCUUAGUUGCCGGUGGGCUAAGACUGAGAUUGCAUUGUGAAGCCCGUUUCUGGCUCGAGCAUGUCCAUGGAACGCUGUACAGUGACAUGAGAAGCAACAUGCAAGCUCGGGCACGAAACAGAUGCAUGCAGAAGGAUCACUCGAUGCUUAAAGACGGACUCUUGUGA
Molecule: messenger RNA, 5382 nt
Organism: Symbiodinium sp. CCMP2456
Lineage: Eukaryota; Dinophyceae; Suessiales; Symbiodiniaceae
Source: the annotation of a GenBank genome assembly